GUCAGACACCGCUGCUUUCCUACCGAAGUUCAGAGGUCAGCUGGCGCCCGACGCCUCUGAACCUCCAGGUACUCCCAGACGUCAGCAGGCCCCGCCCCUCUACUCCGAGGACUACAAAUCCUAGCAGGCACCGCGCGCACAUGCGCAGUAGGCGCCGGGCCAUGGUAUCCCUGAGCUCUGUUCUGCUGGCGGCAGCCCUAGGAGGGGGGUUGUGGUUAGCCGUGCGCCGCUACCUGAGGUCUCCGGGCCGGACGCCGGCAGCCGGCCUCAUGCUCAUGCGCGGGAAGACGGUCAUCGUGACGGGUGCCAACAGCGGCCUGGGCCGGGCCACGGCGGCCGAGCUGCUGCGCCAGGAGGCCCGGGUCAUCCUGGCCUGCCGCGACCGUGGGCGCGCUGAGCAGACGGCCGCCGAGCUCCGCCGGGAGCAAGCCCAGGCCCCGCCCGCGGCUGAGGGCAGUCCAGCUGGAGAGCUUAUCGUCAAGGAGCUGGACCUGGCGUCCCUGAGCUCUGUAAGAGCUUUCUGUCGGGAGGUGCUGCUGGAGGAGCCCCGACUGGACGUCUUGAUUAAUAACGCAGGCGUCUUCCAGUGCCCGUACACGAAGACAGAAGAUGGUUUCGAAAUGCAGUUUGGGGUGAAUCACUUGGGUCACUUCUUGCUUACUAACCUGCUCCUUGACCGCCUUAAGGACUCGGCUCCCAGCAGGAUUGUGGUGGUUUCUUCCAAACUUUACAAAUAUGGAGAAAUCAACUUUGAAGAUCUGAACAGUGAGCUAAACUAUAAUAAAAGUUUCUGUUAUAGUCAGAGCAAGUUGGCAAAUAUUCUCUUUACCAGAGAAUUAGCCCGCCGCCUAGAGGGCACAAAUGUUACCGUAAACGUGCUUCACCCCGGCAUUGUCCGAACCAAUCUGGGGAGGCACAUCAAUAUUCCCCUGCUAGUCAAGCCCCUUUUCAACCUAGUGUCUUGGGCUUUUUUCAAAACCCCCGAAGAAGGAGCCCAAACCUCCAUCUACCUGGCCUCAUCAGCAGAAGUGGAGGGUGUGACAGGAAAGUACUUUGGGGAUUGUAAACAGGAGGAGCUCCUGCCCAAAGCUAUGGAUGAUUCUGUUGCCAGAAAACUCUGGGAUAUCAGCGAAGUGAUGGUGGGCAUAUUAGAGUAGUUUGGAAAGUGUGAGGAGGGGCGAGGCGGUGGUUGGUACGAGGGAGCAGCCCCUCUCUCUGGGCACUUAGACACGACCUAUGUUGGCACGGGCCUGUUGCUAUGGGGAAGAACAUUUCUUCUUUUUAAUUCCGAGUUCCAGAACCUGGAAAGGCUGCCUUGCUAGCAGACAUCCAGGGCCUUGGAGCGACAGAAAGCCCCUCGCUCUGAAUGCUGGUGAAGAUUUUAGCUGAGCACGAGCUUGGAUUAGGAACUGGGCAGAGGGGGCCCCGAGAAGCCCUGGGAUGGGAAGCCCAAGCCUAGGCCGAAGGGUUACCCGGUGUUUCGUGGCCACCAUUUUGCUUUGACUUGUGCUGUGAUAAGGGUGCAGAACCAGUGUCCUUGUGGAAGGGGACACGCGAUUGUUGGAAUAAAUAUUCUUGACCCAA
Messenger RNA from Monodelphis domestica (gray short-tailed opossum), 1584 nucleotides. It is a transcript of the gene RDH14, whose product is annotated as retinol dehydrogenase 14. The record is from RefSeq and is a predicted model, not a curated record. Lineage: Eukaryota; Metazoa; Chordata; Mammalia; Didelphimorphia; Didelphidae.